This is a messenger RNA of Gallus gallus (chicken), 7833 nucleotides long. It is a transcript of the gene C6orf106, whose product is annotated as C6orf106 homolog. Gene Ontology annotation, molecular function: ubiquitin binding. Bases 3417 to 4205 code for a protein of 262 amino acids. The record is from RefSeq and is a predicted model, not a curated record. The transcript has 6 exons. Gene Ontology annotation, cellular component: phagophore assembly site. Gene Ontology annotation, biological process: macroautophagy. Lineage: Eukaryota; Metazoa; Chordata; Aves; Galliformes; Phasianidae.
GUCCUUUUUCAGGAGGAGAACGGAGGCUGAGGGUGUUUGCUGCCAUUGCAUCCAGGGAUGAAAACCCACCCUGCCUGGAACAGCACGCUCCAUCCCCCUGCGGGCACACUGCUCGUGCUCAGUGGGAUCCCAGCACUGAUGUGUGCUGAGGUGAAGCUGUAGGUGCUGACUGCAGCUCCCUGCAGUGCGGCUGGGGAUGUGUCUGAGCCUGUCCAGCUCGGCGUGUCUCACUCUUCCUACAUCAGAAACUCCUUUUGGGAAGUUAUUUUCUUAAAAUGUGGGCUUGUUUUAUGUCAGCCAGUCAGCACUGAAUGGAUCUGCACUGGAAUACCUGCUGAAGGCUUUUAAUGCAGGAACAGUGCUGGGUCUCUGGGCAGGUGGGACUGGGGUGUUUGGAAGUGUUCUUAAAGGGCAGCCUAGGCCUGGCUGCUCAUCAGUGCUAAGGAUUAGUGUAAGUGUAAGAGCAGAGGAAGCUUUGCACAGCACGUGUGUAUGGUUGUUUUUUUGAAUUGCCAAUACUCAGUUAAGGCCCAUUUCUUAAAAGACAUUGGGUUCUUCCCAAGCUGGUACGGGAUCUGAAUUGUGAAAAGGAAGAGGAAAUUUCAUUUGCUGGCUGGUAUAAUAAAUUAGAGGGUGAGAGGUUGCCGAGUAAAACUUGGAGCUUCUUCAAUUCCGUGGGAAAGCAAAUUAAUUUGAUUUGAAGUACCUGGUGGUGCUGGAUUGAACAUCCUUUGUGCAGCUCAGUUGGCUGCAGAGGGAUUCCUCCUUUGGAAGGUUUAUUUUUAUGCGUGCAUAUUCCAGUGAUUUACAUGUAAUGUUUGUUUACACUUCCAUUUUUGUUGAGAAAGCUGGGUUCUAUUAGUCUGCUAGGUGUGAAUACUGCAUUUAAUGGUGGAGUGCCAGAUAUAGAUGGUUUUCAUUGUUCAAAAAAAAAAAAAGCCCAAUAUUGUUGCUGCAAUUCCUCAUCUUUUUUUGAUCUGGCUUCUGGUGGCAAAAGUCUCCUUAGGGCCUUCCAUAAGGUAGAUCUCUUCUGGAGGUCUCCUUUUUCUUGCCUUUAUUUUCAGAACUUGCAGCUGUAGGCUGGUUUCAUCUGCUGUCACUUCUGUGGUUUGGUUGAUAAUACGGAGCUCUAAGCUGUGUUCUGUUGACUGCAGAGAAAAGGUUAAAUAUUGACUCCUAACAAAACUAAAAUUGCCUUAAAUUGCUGUUUUUAUCCUCCUGUGUUGGCUGUUUGGAUGCUCAGUGUUGAAUGCACCACCUGUAUUGCUCAGAAGUGGGUGUGCUUGACUGUAAGUCCCAAGGCAUGUUUGAGCUAGCAAGGGGUUUGUAGUUGCUUUUGGUCUGACUUUUGAGUGCUUCUGCUUUCUAGUACAUGUGUUAGGAUCCUACCCUCAGGAAAGCUCAGAUCUGUGGAUGGAAGCAUGUGUGAACACUUGAGAUUGAGUGCUGGAGUAUAGGUGUUACUCAGAUCCUCAAGGUACUUUUAGGUGAAACACUGGGGCGUAAUUUCACAUAAACAAUCAAUCAUCAGAAGCUAUUUGCACAUGCUGUGUUUCCCAGAAUGAGUAGCCCCAUAGUACCCCUGCUCUUGACAUCCAGGCUCUGCUUUUUUACCUGAUGAGCACCUGCAUUCAGGCUGUUAACAGUUAUUUGUCUGCUUUGCUGAGGUCUCCAGGCACAUGGCAAGAAGAGCUUGGGUUUGAAAAGCUCCAGCUCAGGUACAAGCAGGUCACCAGGUGUUGUCCAAAGCUCUUCAGCUCCUCCCAGCUUAAUGUAGCCAGCUUUUGUUUUUCUGCUUGCUGUAUUUAAAGGGCUUGCUGGUACAAUAUGCAGUCAUCUUUUAUUUGAACCUUCAAAUAGCUAUGUUUCCAAGAUCUAUGGGAUGAGACUGUGUAGGAAGCAAUUGUAAGGAUGUGCAAAACCAGACUGCCCUGAAGCUCGCAGGCAUUAUCAGGACAUGAGGUGGAAUGUGUAUCCUUUGCUGCUUCUGCCCCUGCACCAACAAACCUUUGAUCAUCUGGCUGUUUCAAAGGCCACUUGUAUUGAUUACAGCAUGGCUCUCUGUGUUUGGUUUGGAAGAGAGGGUCUCCAGUCCUGGGAACUAAUUUGGGUUAGUGCUGCUCUGGGCACCUGUUGGGGAGGUGAUGGGGAGAAGUCAUACACCUUUGCUUCUCCUUAUAUCAGAUGAUUAAGGAGGAAAACAAGAAGUCUUCUGGUCCUGAUGUACCUCAAACUUAGCAAGUGUUUGAAGUUUUAAUCCACUAGUCUGAUUAAUGCUUGCAGGUGGUGGCCAGCUGAAGUGAAUGCAGUGAGAAGUGUGAAGAACCUGGUUUAUAAAAGAUCAUUUGGCUUUUGAUGAAGUUAAGUGUUAAAGAGGAGGAAGGAUGGAGGUUUAAACUCAGUGGUAUUCUUACUCUGAAACAACAGGUGGACUCUGCUGUCCUUACAGGCACAAAAGAGCACAAAAACAGAUCUAACAACCCUUCUCCAGAACAGCUUCACCAUUUGACCUGAGUAUUUUGAGCAAAAAGUGGGCUUCAAAUAUAGUAUUUAACUACCAAAUAUACUGUAAUGCAGUUGUGCUGUGCUCCCACUUACGGGACUUCUGAAAAUGGGGUGCAUGUGAAAUGGAACUGCGAUCAGACAACUGUAGCAGAAGGACUUGGGUACAAUAUAAUGUUCGGCCAGCUGGACUGCUUUACAUGCCUGAACUUGUUCUCAGGCAGUUUCUGUAGCUUAAUCCCCCUUUACUUCAGUGCAGACAAUUAUAGAUUGGUGACAUAGUUUAUGCUGAGGAAUUAGCAGUUAGAGAAUCUCCUGUGCGCUGGCAGCUCGUGCUCACUUUCCUCUGGGAAGGGCUGGUGCUUGCUUUCAGUGGCAGCGAGCAGAGGGCAGCUUCUGCAGGGACAUUCCCAAGAUGUUUCACCCCAGACUGAAAGCUCCUGACUGCCUGCUUUAAGGGGUUCAGCUGCUGGGGAUGGGGGCUUUGAACUGCACCGUAGCAUUGAUUCUGUCACCGAGACUGCUUGCUGCUGUUAGGCGAGGUGCAGUGCUCAGCUGGGAGUGGGGACUGUGAUAACGACUGAGCUGUUUCUAUCUAAAAGCCUGAUAAGGGGAAGUGACUGCUGGUGGGUUGGAGUGUCCUGACAAGGGUGUGCCUUCGCUGUGGCCUCUCAGUUUCUCCUUGUGCUAUCUCUGCACAGUGCAGCAUAGCUUCUGAUCACAACAGGUCUCUGUGGACUUCCUGGAACAUCCCGGCUGUAUUUUGGAACUGGCUGUUUUCAGCUGAAACAGUGAAAUGUUUUUCUGUGGCUUCGUAUAAGGAAAAUACAUAAGGUCUGAAGUAGCUGGCUUUUUCUCCCCUCUAAAGCUGUAAGUGGUGUUUAUUGAAAGCUAAUCAUUUCCAGACCUUCGAAAUGUCAUGGGACUCUUCCCUCCUUCACUGCCGUGUGUCAUCUCUAUUGAAAACCUUUGAAGCCAAGUGCAGGAAUCUACAAGCCGCCAUUGGAGCCUAUUAUGAUUUUGAGAGUCCAAACAUCAACGUACCCUCCAUGUCCUUUGUUGAAGAUGUCACCAUAGGUGAAGGAGAGUCCAUUCCUCCUGACACCCAGUUUACGAAAACAUGGAGGAUACAAAACACAGGGACAGAAGUAUGGCCUCCAGGAGUUUGUCUGAAGUAUGUUGGGGGAGACCAGUUUGGCCAUGUAAACAUGGUAAUGGUCAGGUCCCUGGAGCCCCAGGAGAUUGCAGAUGUCAGCGUUCAGAUGUGCAGCCCCAGCACAGCAGGAAUGUAUCAGGGACAGUGGCGAAUGUGCACUGCCACAGGACUGUAUUACGGAGAUGUCAUCUGGGUGAUCCUCAGUGUGGAAGUUGGAGGACUUCUAGGAGUAACACAGCAGCUGUCAUCCUUUGAAACGGAGUUCAACACACAACCGCACCGCAAGGUAGAAGGAAACUUUAACCCAUUCGCCUCUCCACAGAAGAACAGGCAACCAGAUGAAAACAACCUAAAAGACCCUGGGGGUUCUGAGCUAGGCACAAUCAGCAAAAACACGUGGGGGCCUGCUCCUGACCAAAUUGAACAAGAUCAGAAUGGACUGUCACAAAACUCUGUAAAUCUCUCCCCCAGCAGUCACUCGAACAACUUGUCGGUAGUGACAUACAGUAAGGGUUUCCACGGUCCUUAUCCCUUCGGACAGUCUUAAAACACAAACACACAAAACGGGUAUCGGCAAGAGGAGAAUUUAACAAAGAACUGACUUUUGGGGGAAGGGAGGGGGAUUCACGUGGCAGACAGACACAGCGUGGACCCCCCUUCUCUGCCUCCGUGUUCUGGAUAAAGAAGAAAAUUAAAUCAAAAGCCCAAUAACUUAAGACUGUUUCCGGAGGAAAGAUCUCAGUAUGCAUGUGUGAAUGCUGAAUUUCAGGAGUGUUGUUUAACGCUAUGAGAAGAAGACUAUACCGACACCACGAUAUUUUGUAGAAGUCAUUCUCACAGUAAUUAGGUAGCGGAGAAGUUUAAGAGAGAAAAUGAAAUGCAAAAGCCAUCUUUUGAAAAGAAUUUGCCUACGGAGCGGUUGUAGUUUGAGCAAAUGUUUAAUUUGUUUUCUUUCCUGUUCAUAUUUCUUUUUUGAAGAAGGGACAGCGUGCAUUUUGGUGGAGCUGCCAUCCUUUGCUUGUUACCCAAUGGACGUUUGCUUGGCAUCUUCUGCGGGUUUGUGCAGUGACUUCUUUGUGUUGGACGUGUUUUAAUGGCAGGUUGGGUCUGUACCCGGCUCGGCGUUUUUAAUUUCACCUUCUGAUUUUAUUGACCCACUUCUUCGUCUCCUCAAUGGAUUCUUUCUGUGUCUUCGUUCUUCCCUUUUGGUUUGAGCGUUGCCGUCAGUUGCCCCGCUGAGCAGCGGAUCUCAGCAUCACCACUGAAGGGAGGGACAGUGGGACCGGGUGAGGAUAACAGGAGGGCUCAUUUCCCUUCCUCUUGUACACGAAGUGCUCGUAUACCCAACCAUACGAAUAAGAAAAACGGAUUUAUUAAAGUUCCAGAGCUGUCCUACGUGGUUAGCAUUUUAAAAUACUCUUUUUGUUAACUCUUGAUGUACAAUAGCUGUGCCUAGAGCAACCAAGCAAGUGUAUCAGUCUUGUGCCAAGAGGAAGCUAUUUUUCUGUAGCUGUAAUUCACUCGAUGAUAGUCGCAAAGCUUUGCAAGUCACGUCCUUAUAGUUUUGAAUCUCCCAUCUCUCUCACACAGCGUAAGUUUGAGUUCCUUUCUCCUGUUAUGAAGCGUUAGCUUAGAGGCUAAUUCUUUGCAUUUUUGAAUGUAGAGCACGAGUUAGAAUCAGCUGCUGGAUUCCACUGUCGCCUUGUAUUCAUUUGCCUUUCUCAUCCUGGCUUGUAUAGCUUUGAGGCUCUCACCUUUCCAACGGGCUCUCCAGGGCUUGUUGCUGGAGGAGGACGCGUUCCUCUAAAGAUACGGGUUGCUCUGUUGUUCCUCCAGUGUAUCUUCAUGCAGUCACUGAUUGGAAAGCCCAGCGUGAAGGGAGGGGGAACGGCCUUGUGGCUUCCUGAGGGGCUGUGUCCCCACAGGUCCUCCUGCAGGGCACUGCCUUCCCAGGAAUCCUGCAGGCCAGAAGAGCCGUCUGCCAAAGAUACAGUGAUAUGCAAAUACCCCACAACCUCCUUCCCCAUCUUUCUGGUGCAGACUCCUUUCAGAGCAGAGCUCAGGCUUGCUGCUGCGUGGUGUGUGGCGUUUUCUUGAUUUGUUUUGAGUGGGGGAUCAGUUUGCACUGCAGCUGCCAAGCAGUGCAUACAGGUGCUUCGUGUGGGUCUUCCCCGGACCCAGCAGAGGAAGAAUCGGACCUUUGGGAGCACGUGUGGUUUGGUGAACAGACCCGGCUCUGUGUCAGCAGCUUGCUAGAGCUGGGCGAGUGGUACAGAUCCAGGCUGAGCUGCUCUGGAACGUUCCCAUGGAAGGUAGUGCUGCACUGCUUGGUGCCGCUGCAGUGUUUUGUUCUCGUCCUGUCACAUCCUUCUGCCCUGGUGAAGUUUGUGUUCCCUUAGCAUUCAGUCUAGGGAGUAGUUUGCAUUGCUGCACUGUAGCUUGGGCAAGUGGAUUCUUCCUCUGCUCCUUCCUUUCUGAGCAGGUGGUGUAUGUGCCAAGCUCUGAAGGCACGGACUUGACCAUCGCAUCUGCAGUACUGCCACUGCCCUUCUGAAAGCAUCUAAAACACUGCAGACUGUUUGUCCAGAUGACGAGGUGAUUCCUUAUCUUUAUUAGCUCCCUUUGUCAGCUGUGUAGUGGAAGGGGGCAGGGGAAGGAAAUAAGACCUCAGUGUCAUACUGCAGCUGGUGCUGCAACCUUUGCCUUGCGUCAGCUGGGAGACCCUGGAGCCUCACAUCCCCCCCACUUCAGCUUUCUGCUCCUGGGCACGUCUGCUCUUCGUGUCGAGAAUGGCUGCCACGCUUGUGUUCCUGUGCUGCUCCUGCUAGGAAUGAAUCUUCCUUUUCUUGAGAAAAGCUUGCAUGAUGCACCCCAAGUAGUCCUGUGCUUUCCCACUCAGAAGGCAUACUUGUCCGGCACAGAUCUGAGUUCUCUCCUGAGUGUUUCCGAUCCACGGUGUCCUUUGUGGCAAGACUUGCUUGCUCCAGGGUGUGCAGAAAGGCAGGGCCAUUGCUGAGGUGCUGCUGGAACCUGCAGCCUCACACUGCUCACAGUGCAGCUGUUCCCCACGGAGCUGAGCUUUGGCAUAGUGGGAAUGGUCUCUGAAGAUGAUGGUGCAGAGCUGCGGAUGCUUUGAGAGUCGGGGCUGCAACCUUUGCUGUGACAGUGGGAGAGCGUUGAGAUGAGAGGUUGCUCCACCUCUGGGUUUUUCCUCUCGUAAGAACUGUUUCUCUGAGGCCGGAGGUGGUUUUAUCUGCUCUGGUUCCUUGAAGCACAGCCCUCACGUUGCUGCUGCUGUCAGCUUUCCUGAUCUCACAGAGAGAGGUCUGAGAUAUUCGGGCGUCGUGGGGGCGCUGGGAUCCCUCCUGCUUUCUGUAGGGAUGAUGCAUUCAAACUCGUGGAGACUUUAACAUCAGGCAGGUGAAACCAAUGGCGUGGUUCGUCAGCACUGCUGCUGGGUUCGCGUGCGGUGUGUGCUGCAGCUCACAGGAGCCGGGCCGGGGGGGUUAUGCACAUAGAGCUCAGGCUUGUGAGGUAUAGCAGGUAAAGCAUUGGGAGGCUGCAUCACCCCCAUGGGGCUGGAACCCCCCCGCACAGAAGGCUGCAGUGACAGAGGCUGCAGCUCUCUGAUUAACACCCGUCUGUCCCGAGCAGAGAAAGAUCUCCCUCACCCACCGCCCCUCCGAAAAGAGGAAAGGCUGCAAUCCAUCUCCUCUCUCUCGCUGUGUUGGGCACAGGCAGUGGGUCCGUGGGCCCUCUGUGAACCCGGGGAAGUCAGAGCACAGUGCGGGUGGGAGUUCAGCCCCGAAGCGCUCGUGCUGUGCUGGGGGUGGGCUGUGCUGAGCUGCAGCACGGGGACAAAGCUGUGUGGGUUGGAGAGCAGCAGAGCCUGCAGGGUUGGGGAAUGCACGCUGUCCCGUGUCUGGGUUUCUGUUGUGUGUUUCAUUUCUUUUCUUGUGUGAGUGAGUGGGUGGUUCUGCAGCCUGUCUAUUCUCUCUGGGGGGAGUGCAUGUGUAGAACAGGAUGGUGUGUUGCCUCAUUGAGUCCGGGAGAAGUCCUACGAUAGCACAUUGGGGGUAAAAAAAAAACCGAAUAAAUAAAUAAAUAAAAAGGAAGCUUUUUCCUUAAUGUAUAAAUGAAUAUUUGUAUGAUUAAAUUAACACAGAAAAAAAAAA